GUUCAAAUGAUAAUCACUCUUCCAGUUUGGUACCAAAGUGGCGCACCAAGGGGAAGCUCUCGAAGCCUAGUGACCACAAAGACGGUAUGCUUUUAAAGAUGGUUAAUCUUCAGAAAGCUGUUUCUGGUUGAGUGACUGUUGUCCAGCUGCCACCAUGAUAGCCACGGGCGGCCUGCUGCGUAUGAACAGGCGCCAGGACUCGAUCCACUCCAAGAGCCGAGCAGAGAACAGGAGGAAGAGGAAAGCCAAGAAGAGGAAGAAAAACGACGUGGUGGUGGUGAAGGGCAAACUCAACCUGUGCUCUCCUGCAGGUCUGGUAGCUGCUGUGGGAGUUGUAGUUCUCCUAGUAGGGGUAGCCAUGGCUGUUUUGGGUUACUGGCCCCACCAUGACAACCAGGUGAAUGUCCAGAAGCUGAGGGAACAAACUAAUGGCAAGAUAAGCUACUCUAAGAGCCCACCAACCACUUUGAAUCGAACAGGCAAUAAAACCACUUCAGGGCAGAGAGAGUUGGUAAACCAGAGCAAUGAUAACAGCAGUACUAAGCCUCCUUCUUCCUUGGGGUUCCUGAAUGACUUCCUAGCCAACUACCUGUACUCAGACAAUCUGAAAGUGUUCGGCCCUUUAGUGAUGGGUAUCGGCAUCUUCUUCUUCAUCUGCGCCAAUGCAGUACUGCACGAAAACAGAGACAAAAAGACCAAAAUCAUCAACCUCAGAGACAUCUACUCCACAGUCAUUGAUUUACAUCAAAUACGGACAAAAGACUACUCGCCGAUCAAUGGCUUGGUGAACUACUCGCAGACCUCCAGGGGUGUGAAUAUGACAUCUGGCUUGUACAAUACCAGCGCUACCCUGACACAGAGCUCCUGGCCAUCAACAACAUUGGGCCAUCAGGGAGAAUCGGGGAUCAGCGAACUGUUUCGACGGCCAUCCUUAGCCUGCAGGCCUCGCAGCUGGUCCCGAGAGGUCCAGAGCUUCACGGAGACGGUUUACAGCAUCUACAGAGACCACACCAGGAGCUCCGAGGAGACACCACAGCCCAGAGAGUGGGAGACCACCUCCAUUGUCACUUCCUCCGUCAACGCUUUCACCCUCCCUGUCAUCAAGCUCAACAACUGUGAAGUGGAGGAGGCUGAGAGGACGGAUGCAGAGGAGCACAGAGAGGAGACUGCUGUCAUACACAUUGGAAUGGACCGUGCCGGAGAGACACAGGCAAGCCCUGACCAUAGCAGCAGCACCAUCUCAGGCACCAAAAAGAAGGUUCCUUCGACAAUGGACUUGCAUCUUCCGCAGGAAAGCCAGAAGGUAGCUACCAGUGAACCCCAGGGGGUGCUCAUGGCCCUGCCCCAGGGGGCCCAGAUGCAACUGCUCCCUCCUUCCCCUGUUGCCAGGGCAAUGGGGUCGCGACUGUCACUCAACUCCCUGUCUGAUCAACCCAGGUCUGCUCGGCGCUGCAGCCUCUCUGUGUCGGGCUGUCGCCAGGGCGAUGGGGCUAGGCGGUUCAGCUGCCCCCGUCUGGAGCGUUCUAACAGUAAGGGGUACAUCAAACUGACAGACCUGGGGGGAGAGUCUUUCGAGGCACCUGAAAUGGACACGUCCUCAUUCGUCACGGACCAGGAAGUGGCAACAACAGCUGCAGAAGGUCAGGGUGCAGAGGUUGUAGUCACACCCAGCGCUUCAGCCGAACAAUAGACUGGGGGUCUUCUGACUGGAGGGUGUCUUCUCCUGAACUCUUCAAAGGUUUCUUCUCCUUGUAGUUACACACCCCCACCUUUGUUUUCUCUUAGUGGUCAUGAAGGAAAAAGAGGCAAGGAAAGGAAGCCGUUCCCAAACUAUUGAGACGCAGCCAUGGAAAUCAAUAAAGACACAUAUGGCAUUGUUGACUAGGAAAAUCAUCAACACAAUUCAAUCUUCAGAUAAUAACUGUUCUAUUUUUUCAUUGUAGCAACAGCAAUACUACCAUAAAUAUUAGCUGUCAAAUUAAUUCUAGGGUUGAUUGAAAAUGUGCUUAUUAACUUUUGUAUGACGUUGGUUUACCUGUAGAUUCAAACUAUAGGUUUAGGUUGUAAAAUGAGUCGUCACUAAGUAACACAUGAUAGUGUAGCUAUAACUGUGCCACAGAACAUUUAAGUGUAGGUUGUUUCUCUAAAUGUUAGGUGGAAUUACCAGACAUGGAAUCUCAGGUAGAAAAGUUCUGUUUAGCAAUGCGACCUUGAGAAUUAGGUCUAACCUGUGCACACUUGUCUAAA
This is a messenger RNA of Hypomesus transpacificus, 2247 nucleotides long. Its product is annotated as transmembrane protein 200C. The coding region runs from base 155 to 1690 and encodes 511 amino acids. The record is from RefSeq and is a predicted model, not a curated record. The transcript has 2 exons. NCBI's taxonomy places the organism in Eukaryota, Metazoa, Chordata, Actinopteri, Osmeriformes, Osmeridae.